AUGGCAGUUAAACAUUAUGAAUUCUACUUCGAGCUUAAGAGACAUGUUGACAGCAAACUUGACGAGUAUCUAAACAGUUUUAGCGAUGGUCAAUUGGCAUGUUACAAUGGUACGACUAUCCAAUGCGAGAUGCUUUCGUUGCCUUCCGUCACAUUGACCUUCUACAAAGGAGCUUCUUUAGUGUUUGGUCCAACCAGCCUAUUCCACCAUUCUGGAGAUGAAUAUUUCUGCUUAGACGUGUUGAUGACAAUUAUCUUAACAUCAUUGGGACAAUGACAUACCAAUUAUAACAUCGGGUUUGAAGAUGAGACCAUUUACUUUGACAAAAUCUUAUGCGACUAUCUUGACUAGGUCAGAUUGCAAUGUUCCACGAGAUGCACUAGUGUUUUUAAAUGUAAUGUUUUUUCUUAAGUUCGUAAUAAAAGCUCAGUUUUCUUAAUUAACAACUACGAUAAUUUCAAGACAUAACAUACAAUGUUUUUCUCUUCACGUACGCUUCGUCCGGUAUUAUUAUAUAAACAAGUCCUAGAGCUGCAGCUCUUAUUAAGUAAUCCCUAAAUUCUUUUAGUUAGAAUCUGGUUAAAACUAAGUUGGAUUAAUGUUUCCAUUAAUGUUUGCUCCGGACUUGGGAAUACUACAGAGCUAAAACCGAACUUUAUCGAUUUAAAAAGCAAAUAGAACAAAUGUUAAUUAAAUAGGGUGUAUCAAUUCCAUACAAAUUUGGUGAUCAAAAGAAAACAUACUAUAAAUUGUUAUAGUUGAUGACAUAUGUAAUUGAUGUGUGAAUAAAUGGGUAUGUGUGAAAAAUAGGUAAGGUGGAUUCCAAUUCACUAUUGGAUAGUAAGAAGUGUUUAACAUAGUAAAUAUUUUCUAGAAUUUGACUAUAAAGAUGUGUGUAUCCAUCACUGUCAGCCAAAUUUCUUCAAUCCACAAUUUGUUUUCAAUCCAAAAAUAUGAAAUAUGUGAAACAAUAAAAUACCAUAUUUCGCCUUUUUAAUUAUUAUCUUUCUAUUUUAUAUUUUCACUUCUAUAACCAUUAUACAUUUAUAUAUGAUAUGGAUGGAACUAUUUUUCACACAAAUAAUUAUAUAAUUAGAAAUAAAAUAUAAUAUAAAUUAAUAUGUGAAGAACGAAGUAGAGAACAAAUUAGCUGGUGUUCUUUCUUGUUUUUUGGCCGACCGCAGUUGGUGGUCUAAUGAGAAUAUAAAGUAAAAGAAAGUACUGAUAGAAAAAAACCAUUAAGAAAGUAUUUGAAACCAAAGAUUAAACAUUCUUUUAAAAAAUUAAAACUAAUUAUUGAGUUGUAAUUAAAUUAUAAAGCUCUUCAAUAAUAAUAAUUGGUCAUUAGUUUCUUUAUUCUAAUGUAAACAAAAAAAGUUUCUUUAUAUUAGAAUAGUUGGAAUUUAGAGCACAUGAAUAGUUGGGAUUCUAAAUAUUUAACAAAAAAAAAAUGAAAUUAAAAGAGAGAAGACCAAAAUUCUAAUUUUAGAGGUUUUUAGAAACUUUUAGUAUAUCUAAAAAAUACAUGUCAUCAUAUAAGAGAAAAUUAAUGAUUUUGUUAAUUUAGAAAAAUAAAACAUAAUUAAAUAAUUACAAUACUAAUAUGUUAUUUCUUUUAGAAACUUAUGUGAUUUCUUAUUGUUGGAAUUAUGUUGGAAUUGCUCUUAGAGCCUCCCCCAACGAAAGAUUUCCACCAAACUUUUAAUGAGAAUUUUUUAUUGGAUGUGCUCUUAGUUUCUUUCCUUGAUCUUUUCUUUUGGCAGCUUCUCCUUAAAUUUUCCAAGACUCUUUAUGGGGUUUUUUUUUUUUCAAAAAAAAGACUCUUUAUGGCUUCCUAGGGUUAGUUCUCGGUAAAACACAAUAAAACAUUUGUUUUGACUCUUAAUUUUAAAGCACUAUUAUAUAUAAAUCGUAUGUUUUCAGAUUGGAGAAAUUUUGUUUAUAUUAAAAUUCAUCUUCAAAUUAUUAUUUUUUUGGUUGAAAUGUUAAAUUCUUCAAAUUAUUGUUUAUGACCCUAUAAAUCUUUAGACCAGCCUGAUUUUGGUUCGUUUAUGGUUGGACUUAUCUUCCAACUCCAGUCACAUUCACAUCUGUGUACUCUCUCUGGAAACACAUCCAAACAUCCUCUGAUAUGGCAUUUAUCUCUACUCGUUAUCUUCUUGGACCCCUUGAAACCUUAGAUCAGCAAUCUCUACUAUUUUAUGUUCCUUUGUUGUUUCUUUUUCUGUAUCCCUUUCUUCUCGGAAUUUUGAGUCGAGAAUGAGUGCAUGUUCUAGUGAUCUUUGGUUAAAUUCUUAUCAAGUUCUUGCAUCAACGUUUGCCUUCUGCAACAUAAUAAUCUAGUUUAGUUUCUUUCUCUUUGAUUCACUAUGUAUAUACUGCUAUGGCCUAUGUACCCUUUAUUUGACACUUGAAGUGGGAAUCAAACUCUGGCUACCACAAAUCUUACUAAAGCAUGGUUAUUGAGCUAUAUAACUAAUUAUUAAGAAGUUUCCAUCUUAUUUCUUUACCGUGUCGACCAAGAAACCUUUAGUUUUCUUUCUUGAAUAAAGCGUAUAAUCUACGAUAGCCGUGUGUAACUUUGGAAGUCGAUCUACUGUAUAUCGGUAAUUACUAAUUAGCAGAAAAACUAGAAAAUGGGAUGUUAAGCAAUUUUAUUUAAUAAUUUUAGGCAGAUGGACGCAUGUGAAAGUUUUAAUUAGCGGAACUAAAAUCACACAUUUCUAUCUAGAGGUCUCGAAUUUUAAAUUUUUAAUAUUUUUGCCACAAUAAUACUCUACUAAUUUUUUUGGGGGUAAAAGACAGUGUAAAAACGCUAUCUUACAGAACAAAAACGUUUAUAAUUUCGUAGAUCACUUCCUCCUUUACAAAAUACAUUUAAAGACAAGUACCUCAAAACCAGUUCUGAAAUACACAAAUUGCAAUUUCUUUCACUUAUAAGCUAUAACUUAUAACCCAAUGUUUAUACUUUAAGUUUGUUUUUGUGUUUUCUCCCUGAGGUAUGUUCUUCAUGCCCAGCUGUUGCGUAAUGGACUUCGCAAAUCUUACACCACAUAGUUUUUGAUUUGACAUGACUGCUUUGAGUGGCUAUACUAUCGAAGCCUACACAACAAAAACAAAUUAAGAAGAAAAAAAUGGUUUAAUCUUAAGACUCAACAACAAGCCA
This is a messenger RNA of Brassica rapa (field mustard), 3166 nucleotides long. RefSeq lists its product as uncharacterized. Lineage: Eukaryota; Viridiplantae; Streptophyta; Magnoliopsida; Brassicales; Brassicaceae. The record is from RefSeq and is a predicted model, not a curated record.